GUGGCGGCUCCGGCGCGUCCCCGCUAGCGUCUCUUCCGGCCCCGCCCCUCCCGGCUGCCAUGACAACGAGUCCGCGCCCCGCGCAAGGCUGCCGCUCGGGCGGGACCCUGGCUGGACCGCGGCCCCCGGCCUGGGGACACAGCUGCUACCGCCGCCGCCACCUCGUCUCCUCCCUGUCCCCGCCCCGCGUCUCCUCACCUCCCUCGGGUCCGCGGCCGGGGUCCCUCCCCGCCGCCCCAACCCUGCGCGGAUGCCGAAGGUGAAGGCGCUGCAGUGCGCCCUGGCGCUGGAGAUCCGCUCUGUAACUUGCCCAGGAGUGGUACUGAAAGACAAGGAGGACAUCUAUCUUAGCAUCUGUGUGUUUGGCCAAUACAAAAAGACACAAUGUGUCCCAGCCAAUUUUCCACUGGUCUUCAAUGCCAGAAUGGUGUUUGAAAAGAUGUUCCCCGAAGCAGUAGACCCUGGAGAUGUGGUUGCACAGCUUGAAUAUGAUACAGCAUUGUUUGAGUUGAUUCAGCUAGUUCCGCCAGUGGGUGAAACACUGUCUACAUAUGAUGAGAAUACACGAGAUUUCAUGUUCCCGGGUCCAAAUCAAAUUUCUGGGCACCAUGACUCAAACCGCCAGGCUACCAUGAGGAGGAUAUCUGGCCUUCGCGGAAUUGCUCCAAAGCUGGAAUUUUCUACAACCUCAGUGAUUACCGAAUGUCUGAUAAGUUCAAGGAAGUGCCACACUCAGGAUAAAUUUAUUCACCAUACGGCUCCAGUUGAAAAAUCACAUGGCAGACUGCAAACCAGAACAUCAAGGUCACAAAAGAAAAAAUCCAAAUCACCUGAGAGAAAUAAAUAUUGCAUAAAUGCAAAAAACUACGAACAGCCUACAAUUUCUUCAAAAUCACACUCUCCAUCUCCUUACACAAAAAGACGCAUGUGUGAGCUAUCUGAAGACACUAGGCAGCGGCUGGCCCAUUUAAAUCUGGGGCCCUAUGAAUUCAAAAAAGAAACAGAUAAACCUCCAUUUGUGAUUAGACAUGUUGAUCCUCCAAGUCCCAGGGCUGAUGCUUUAUUUGGAUCUUCUGGCAGAGACUGUGAAAGAGAUGGAUGGUCCAGGCUGCACAAUGAUCAUUCUCACCUUCGCUGCUACCGACCCAAGGAUUAUAAGGUCAUCAGAACACCUCAUGGGAGAGACUUCGAUGACUCUUUGGAAAGAUGUGAUGACUAUUUGAGCUCAAGGUCAUGUAGCAAUCCCCAGCAUUCAUCCAGGACCUUACUCGUUCAUUCAGCACCCUCUACAAUGCCGAAGCAUUCUCCAAGCCCUGUAUUAAAUCGUGCUUCUCUCAGGGAAAGAUUCCAUUCUGACUGGUGUUCACCUUCAAACUGCGAUGAGAUCCAUGACCGGGUAAAGAAUGUCUUGAAAUCACAUCAGGCUCAUCAGAGACAUUUAUAUGAUGAGAGAGACCCAGAGAAAGAAGAUGAACUGGAAUUGAAAAGAGGUCUUUUAUAUAGAGACUCUGCCUAUGACAGUGACCCAGAGUAUAGUUCAUUUCAGCAGCCACGUGGCACUCUCCAUUUGGAUGAUGGCGAGUACUGGUCCAACAGGGCAGCCUCUUAUAAAGGGAAAUCUCACCGACCCAUCUUUGAGAACAGCAUGGACAAGAUGUACAGGAACUUAUACAAAAAGGCCUGUAGUUCUGCUGCUCAUACACAGGAAAGCUGCUGAGGCCAGUGGAGCAAGGCUGUUUAGAAUGUUGAUUAGAACAUUCAGAAAAUGGGACAGCCGUGAAUUUGCCUGAAGAUUCAGAAACAUGGCUUGGCUGGGGGACGAUGAUUAUUACCAGACUUCAAAUGUCAGCAAACACUUCAGGGUUGCAGGAGAGAAAAUAAAACACAUUAAGGUUUAAUGGAUUUUGCUAUGGGGCGUCUUUGGGGCAGCCAGGAUGGAAUUAUUUGCUGAACACAUGAUGGUCUUUUUGUUACUUGGAGCCUGUUAACACUAUCUUAUAGAAUAGAAAACAGCCAUUAGCUACUCACCAGUACAUGUGUGGAGAAUCCAGAGUUAGGGGCUGCCUUCCGGGAUCUAGUCAGCAUAGUUUGGGAUUAUAGUGAGUACCAUAGUAGGUAAAGUCAAAGGAGCUGGGUUAGUCAUUUGGACCUCUGUCGCAGGUGAGGUUCAUGCUCUGAGACUGGAGUUUAAUGUGCAGGGUGUUUAUGAGGGAGUGCCCUGGAGCCAUACCAGUGGAAGGGAGGGUUGGUUGAGCUGCGAUGUAGACCAGAUAGCAGCCUUGGCCAACCCCACCGCAGGGCUCUGGAACAAAAUGACCCAUCAGAGUUGUCUCACGUUAGGCUGACAUGGCUGAAACAUCUGAAACUUGUUUCAUGGCUGAAACAUCUGCCCGGGUGGGACCCCGGGCAAGGUGGCUGUGCAGCUGAGGCCAUCCCUGCUGGGGCUGCCUGCCCCCAGAACUGCUAGCAGCUGGGCAACAAGCCCUGUCCUUGUCUCCCCCCUCCACCUCCACGUUCUGUUAUAACAUAUGUGAACCAACUAGUUCCUGGAAGCCUAACUGGACAAAGAGAGGUUCCACCCCCCUCCCUUUCCCAGUUUCCCUCACAAAAUAAAGUCUCAAGUAACUCACAGUCCUAAAAUUAUUUUACACCGCUAGGCAGUACUAUCACCCCCAACACAGAAGCACAGAUCUAAUACUAGUUCUAUGAGGUAGGUUACAUUUUUCCCAAGCAAGAAUUUUAAGGAAGUUUUAAGCCCCGAUCUCUUCACCAAGCUCCAGAUCCAUAGAUACAAAAAGUUCUUUGGCAAUUCCGGUGGGCUAUCCUGCAGAUACCUCAACGUCAGUGUGCUCAAAUCUAAACCCAUCAUUUUACUAUACUUGCUUUAGGAUAUCCAUCCACCAACCCUUAUUAUUUUAAUUGUGGUAAAAUAUAUAACAUAAUUUUAACCAUUUGUACGUGUACCAUUCAGUGGCAUUAUGUACAUUCAUAUACUGUGUGUGCCCAUCACCACUAUCUAUGCCGACUUUUUCAUCAUCCCCAACAUAAACUCUGUACCCAUUAAACGAUAUCUUCCCAUUCCUGCCUCUCCCCCAACCCUGUAACC
Delphinapterus leucas (beluga whale) is the source of this 3106-nucleotide messenger RNA. RefSeq names its product spermatogenesis associated 6 (gene SPATA6). The record is from RefSeq and is a predicted model, not a curated record. Gene Ontology annotation, molecular function: myosin light chain binding. Gene Ontology annotation, cellular component: sperm head-tail coupling apparatus. NCBI's taxonomy places the organism in Eukaryota, Metazoa, Chordata, Mammalia, Artiodactyla, Monodontidae. Gene Ontology annotation, biological process: motile cilium assembly; spermatogenesis.